AUGAAAAACAUACAUAUUCCUAGCGCUCCAGUAACCACUGCCCAUGCCACUACUACAACAGCUGCAGCUACCAUUACCACAAAUUCAGCACAUAAUAAUAGUAGUGGUCAUCAUCAUCAUCAUCAUCAUAGUCGUCGUUCUGCUACUACUAAUACUACCACCACCACUAAUACUAACAACAAUGAUCCAAUCAUCCAAAAUGCUCCAGUUUUACCAGCUGAUAUGGAUUUGUCAGAAAUCUUAUCUAAUGAAUCCACCUUAAGGCCCUUCCACACUUCAAGUUCUUUCAAAUGUUAUUUACUAACCGCUGAACCACAUGUCUUUCUUCAAGGAUUUGUACCAGAACAAUGGAACGGCAAAUCACCAGGUAUGCUAAGAGGCCAACUAAUUUUGAAAAUAUUAAAACCAACCAAACUAAAAUCCAUAAAUAUUCAGUUCAAAGGUGUUUCUGUCACUGAAUGGCCGGAAGGCAUACCCCCUAAAAACAACGAUUUUAAUGAAACCAAUAUUAUAGCUAAUCAUAACUGGCCAUUUUUUAAAUAUGAAGAUUAUGAUCCCAAUGCCACAAAUUUUAUCAAGGAUAAUAGUGGUUGUACUUCUUAUUAUCCACUAAAUGCAUUCAAAAGCACAAAUAUUGGCACGAAUAACACCUUUAAAAGCAUAUCUCUUUUAAGUUUAAAUUCAACCGAUGAUAUAGUUUCAAACAAUAGUAAUAAUAACCAUGGCCACAACAACAAUAAUUCCAUGAACGUAAAUAGUGGCACCGCUGCUAACACUAGCAACACUAAAGAUCAUGGUCACAGCACAAGAUCUUUAUCUCCUAUUGCGGGAUUAUUGAAUAUGACGAGGAAAAGAUCAAACACGGGAUCAAGCAUGGAAUCAGGUGCCAAUAAUAAUAAUAAUAAUAAUAAUAAUAAUAAUAAUAAUAAUAAUAAUAAUAAUAAUAAUAAUAAUAGUGGCACAGGUAAUACGACCACUACAUCUUCAAAUCACAAUAGCAUAACAAACAACACUAGCAAUACAAGUAUAUUUUCCGAUUUAUUAUCAGUGUCCUUAAAUAAUGCCACUACCAGCACCACUACGAGCAACAACAACAACAACGGUAUCCAUUUAUCUUCUUCUAUAUCAAACAACACAAUAAUUAAUGACGAUGCCCAGUUACAUAGCUCGCAUUAUAUUUUUCAGCCAGGUUAUUAUAUCUAUGUUUUCGAGCAAUUGAUUCCAUUAUCAUAUCCCGAAACAAUAAAGGCCACAUUCGGAUCCGUUGAAUAUUUUUUGGAAGUAUUGAUUGAAAGAACAGGUACUUUCAAAUCCAAUAUUCAUUAUAAACAUCCAAUCAAGAUUAUUAGGACACAAUCGGAUUCGUCUGUAGAAGAGACUGAACCUAUUUCUAUUGUUAGGGAUUGGGAAGAUCAAUUACAUUAUGACAUAUUGAUAGCCUCCAAAGAUAUUGUAUUGGAUGCCUUUCUACCAAUAAGCUUUAAUUUAACUCCUUUAGAUAAGGUUAGUUUGCAUAGAGUUAGAAUAUAUUUAACUGAAACCAUGGAAUAUUAUUGUAAGUUUAAGAAAGUCCAUAGACUAGAACCAACAAAGAAAUUCUUGUUAUGCGAGUUAAAAGCACCGCCAUUGCCCAAGUUACCCAAGGAUAAAAAUAAAAAUAAAGCGAAAAACUUGGGAAAUUUACUAGAAGACAAUAAUAAAAACGGCUAUAUUACUUAUAAAGAAUUUGAUUUCCAAGUCUAUGUGCCUGAAGUACUAAAUUCACAGAAUAGAGUGCAUCCGGAUACUACAUAUGAAAACAUAAAGGCGAAUCAUUGGAUAAAAGUCUGCUUAAGAUUAUCAAAAUUGGUCGAUGGUAAACAGAAACAUUUUGAGAUUAGUAUAGACUCACCGAUUCACGUUUUAGACAAACAAUGUUCUCACGCAAAUACUUUACUACCAAGUUAUACUUCACACUUAUCAAUUCCAUCUUUCAUACAUAAUACUACUACCACCACUAAUAAUAAUAAUAACAAUAACAAUAAUAAUACUGUAGCAAGUGGCAACAACGCAGUCAAUUCUCCGUCUGUUACACAGUAUCAUGGUUCAAAUUUGUAUUUCCCCAAAGAGAUUCUUUAUUCGCCAUUAUUAUCACCCAAUGUUGAACCAAUCAAUAUUAAUGGUCACCAUAACAACGCGAUGUCAUUGAUUUCUUUAAACGAUAAUCGUCACACUAGUAAUAAUAACAAUAACCACCACCAUCAUCGUAAAGCGGUACUAGGCAUUAGUUCUUCGCGGAAUGCAUCGGUGGAAGACUUUAUCCUGCAUUCUCCAGAAUUACGUUCAAACAUUUAUACACCGGACAAUUUGAAGGCAGAAUUGAUGUCACCCCAAGCAGUUCCUCUAGGCUCUCCCACUCUGUCACCUACAUUAUCCCCUGUCAUUCCAACCUCUACUACACCACCCCCGCCCUUUUCGGAAGAGCCAUCAAAUCCACCAACUUAUGCUGAUGUUCUAAAGAAAGAUGGUAUAAUCCCCCGUAAAGGCGCCAUCACUACUUCCAAUUCUAAUACUAGCACCACAGAAAAUGAGCGAGACUUUGCAGAAGGUUUUAAUUUCCAUCAUUCGGCCUUCCCCGCUUUGGCUCCGCAAAUGAGAAAGUCAAAUAGUGUUAGCUAUGGUAAUGUUGGUGACAAUUAUAACAGUAACGGACACAACUUAUACAAUGACAUUAGCACUGUGCUACUCAAUUCCAACGAUCCUGUACAUCUCUCGCCAUCUGUCUCUCCGCUUAAACCAAUGGCAAGUCCUACUUCUAAACCUACACUUCUUAAGAAUGAUAAAGAGGUUGAUAUUGAAAAUUUUUUACUCAAACCAAACUCACCAAAGAAAAGCACAGACAACCAUAAUGAUAAUCAAUUAAGUGAUGAGGGUGAUUUGAGCGCUAUAUCUUCCUUAUCUGGUUCGCCAAUUAAUUCAACUGGACUAUUACGUAAAUCAAUGGAUUCUGGUAUAUCAACUUCUUCAUCUAUGAUUUCUAACACUAAUGCUAACGUUGGUUCACAUAACAACCAUGGUAAUCAUCUGGAUGUGCCUGGGAAAAGAUUAUCAACUGAUUCGGAUGAUGGCGGUAUGGUACCGCUCUUGCAAAGAAUAAGUAGGCAGAAUACAAAUACAACUGAAUCACCUACAACUUAUACCGAGGGUAGAUUGCAUAAUGCUGGUAAUUUAAGAUUUUCACCCUCGCCAACUAGAUCAACUAAUAAUCGGAAUAGCGUUUAUAAUAACACUGGGAUGGAUAGCGAAAUGUAUAACUCCAAUCAACUUGGAAAUGCCAAUGCUGGCAGAUAUGUAGAGGGACAUGGUCAUGCCAAGGUAAAUAACCCAUUUGCUGCUUCUGAAGAAAGUUUUCUCGAUAAGUAUUCAAAAGUUGAGGAUGCAUCAAUUGAUUUGGCUGCUUUGUUAAGCAGAAGUGCCGAGACGACACCACAACAUUUGUUGUUGCGGAAACAUGAUCAAUGCAAGUAUGCCAAUGCCAACAAUGGUUCCAACGUUGCUGCAAGGAAAAAUGUGCCAACUAAUGAUACUAAUAAUAAGUUGCAUUGUCACAAUAGUAAUGCUAGUAGCGGUAGUAGUAACAAUGUGAUGUUUGAAUUAAAUUCUGAAGGUGGCAAUAGUAAUAAUACAGAUAUAAUUAACAAGGAAAACUAUAGUAAUUAUGGAAAUAAAAACUUGGAAUUGAAUGAUGCCGAAUCCGGUUUAAACGCUUCCUUCAACGCCAAAGAAAAAUAUGGGCUGAAGUAUGUUCAGGAAAAUGAUAUAUUGAAUGAUUUUUCAUCUAUGAUGAAGUAA
Molecule: messenger RNA, 3831 nt
Organism: Saccharomycodes ludwigii
Lineage: Eukaryota; Fungi; Ascomycota; Saccharomycetes; Saccharomycodales; Saccharomycodaceae
Gene: ALY2
Product: Aly2p
Exons: 1
Coding region: 1-3831 (1276 amino acids)
Biological process (GO): ubiquitin-dependent endocytosis
Cellular component (GO): cytoplasm; cytosol
Molecular function (GO): ubiquitin protein ligase binding; protein-macromolecule adaptor activity
Source: RefSeq, a predicted model, not a curated record